Messenger RNA from Candida tropicalis MYA-3404, 624 nucleotides. RefSeq lists its product as uncharacterized. The record is from RefSeq and is a predicted model, not a curated record. The transcript has a single exon. Lineage: Eukaryota; Fungi; Ascomycota; Pichiomycetes; Serinales; Debaryomycetaceae. The coding region runs from base 1 to 624 and encodes 207 amino acids.
AUGGCUAUAUUUAGAUCAAAAUCUUCAAAUAAAACCCCACAGAAAGUGGAUGAUAUUCAAAUUAAAAUAUCUUCACAAGAUGAACAACAAUAUAAAAUGCAUUCAGCUAAUGUUCAUGAUCCUAUUUUAUCUGCUGUUCAAGAAGCUCAACCUUUUGAACAAGCUGCUCAUAAUGGCGCUGAAGGUGAUCCAGAUGCAAGAAGACCAUCUUAUUUAUCCCAAGAUUCACAUGAUUUAAAAGAUAUUUUUGGACAACCUAUUGUACAAACAGAUAUGUCUAAUCCUACAAGAAACAGAAAUGAACGUCCUUUAGAUACCAUUAGAGGGUUUGAAUAUGCCAUCACUGGUGAUUUAACAUAUCGUGAUCAAUUAGAAAGUAAUCGUUUAGGCUGGGGUUUCCAUGAAGAUUUCCCAUACUAUAAUUUAAGUGGUCAAGGAAAUGAUAAUAAUAAUCUGGGAUAUGGUAAUAAAGAUGGAUCAGGAAAUGCAUAUUCAAGACCAGUGAUUAAUUUUGAUGAACAACCAGUUUAUCAAGCAGGUAAUUAUAGUGCUAGUAGUUUACAAGCUGAUCAAAACAAACUGCAGAAGAAGAAAAAGAGAGGUUUAUUUGGUAGAAAGAAAUAG